GUUGAGAGGCGCCGCGCCUUCCUGAAUGACUCGCCGCUGACAUUAAUGUGGUGAUUGCGGCGAUUAGAAAGUCACGUGACGGACGCUUGUUACGAUAGUGCGUAGUGCCAGCACGCCCAGCCCCGCCCCGCCCUGGACCAGGCUGCACCAUACCACCCCGCGCUCCGGCCCGGCCUACCCCGCCCCGCGCGGCAACAAGCAGCGCCACUUUCUACGCCUGUAUAGGAUAACAGUUGCUCUGUGGCGGAGUGUGGAUGCGUGAGCGUGCGUGCGCGUGUGCGUGCGUGCGUGAGUGAGUGGCUGGAGGUCAGCUUUCCUCAUUACCGUCUGGCAGGGACACCCGAUAACAGCCGCGACCCUCGCCCAUCGUGACGCGUCACGGCUCCCCGAUAACCAGAGGCGACACAUGACAGUACUGUGCACCCCUCCUGCCCUGCCCCUGCAGCUGUCUCCUCUGCUGGCUGCAUCACCACCGCCACCGCCACCACUACCAAGAACACCACAUCAACAUCCACAACAUCAACCACCACCAAAAUAGCUCUUCCUAUCAAUAGCGCGCACCCACCGCCGCCACCACCGCCACCACCACCACCACCAUCACCACCACUACUACCAGCAAGCUCGUCAGUGGCAACAUUCCCCAUAGUGGAGUAGUGAGUUGUGAAUCGAGGCCCUCACCACCGCCUCCACUCACAGCCUUCCCUCACUUGCCCGCCACCCCGCGCCUUCCACACACCGCCGCUCCUCCACACCCACACACACGCCUCCACCAAAGCCGCCCUUCCCCCCGCCCCUGUGAUACCCAUGUUGUAAAGACAGUGAUUAAAGAAAGUGAGAAAGUGAGCGGGAGAAAAUUACCCCCAUCGCAUCAUGUUCCGGAGUUCAGGAGCGAGGAUGCCGUCUAUCGGUGCGGGAAGCGUGGACAUUCGCUCCAUCUUUAGCAGCAUCCUAAAUGUGAUCAAGACCCGCGCCAACCAGAUAUGCUCAGCCACGUGCGAUGGUCUGGUGCUGCGUAUGCACUACCGGUGGACCUUCUGCAUGCUGCUCGGGGGUUUCCUCACGGUGUGGUAUUCAUGGUAUCACCGUGACGUGAUCACCUGCGUGUCUCACUUCAACGCGGAGACACAGGUGAGGCUGGACUACAUCAACAUCUGCCUGUCCUACCCCUACCUAGAGGAAGAGGAGAAUGGGCCGCGCCGCUAUAUCCUCUUCUACCGCUGGAUCUCGUGGUCGCUGCUGGUGCUGGCGGGCAUGUACUACAUCCCGCGUAAGAUCUCCAAGAACAUGGACAACGCGCGGUGCAAGAAACUGCUGGAGGACCUGGCCAGCAACGCCAGCAGGUACGACCAGGUGGAGGAGCAGCUAGUGGAAAGGGCGGCGCGGUACCUCAUCUUCAACCUCAAGACGCACAACGGCCUCUACUGGAAGUAUCUGGGCGUCAACGUGCUGGCCCUGGCCGUGGACCUGUUCGCCAUGCAGUACCUGGACUUCAUCCUGCAGGGCCGCUUCAUCAGCUACGGCUUCCGCGCUUACCCUUUCUCCCGUGACCCUCGCUUCUUCACGGACUACAUGUCGCAGACCUUCCCGCCCUUCGCCAUCUGUGAGUUGACCAAGGAGAACCAGCUGACCAACAAGCGUACGGAGAAAUUCGGUUGCCACCUGACCAUCAUGGAGCUGUACGAGAAGGUGUUCCUGCUGCUGUGGCUGUGGCUCAUCGUGCUCAUCUUCGUCACCUGCUGCUAUCUCGUCUUCCUGGGGUGCAUGUGGUUGCCAUGCGUGCGCUGCUACCUGCUGCGCACAGCCAAGCCGGCACACGGCGGUGACAAGGUGCGUAACGUCAUCCAGAAGGUCGCCGCCAACUGCAAGAUCGGCGACAUCUACCUGCUGUACCGCAUCAAGGGACACCUCAGCCACGUGCGCUUCUACGAGCUCAUGCUUCGCCUGUCAGACCCCAGCCUGAGGAGCGCGCAACCCCAGCCCGCGCCGGGGCCCACUCCCGAGGGCAAGGACAAGAUGCCGCCCAACAAGAUGCAGGACACGUUGAGGCGCCGCCCGACCCCACAGGACCAGCAGAUGCUCCCCGAGUACCUGCAGCAGUACCUAAACAACCCUGAGAUGAUGCAGCGCCACCCACAGGCCCCGCACCCAGACCAACGGACGCCGCUGCUAAAGAAGGCCACCAGUAUCUUAAUUGAGUAGUUGCCGUGGCGAAGGUGUUCCGUGCCCGCCUUCCGCCAAAGGUUAGUCAAGGCUAGGGGUGCUAGGAUGCUAGGAUGCCUGCAUGGCCUUCCUGCUGAGCUAAAGGACGCUGAGGUGAGCUUCGCGGCGCAGGCGGGUUCCUUUACUGACAAGAGGGUGGACUGUGCUCAUGCACACGCGCGCGCGCGCACACACACACACACACACACACACACACACACACACACACACCGCGUAGUGUAGUGGUUAGCAUGCUCGGCUUACAAUCGAGAAGGUCCGGGUUCGAGUCCCG
Portunus trituberculatus (swimming crab) is the source of this 2491-nucleotide messenger RNA. RefSeq names its product innexin inx2-like. NCBI's taxonomy places the organism in Eukaryota, Metazoa, Arthropoda, Malacostraca, Decapoda, Portunidae. The transcript is spliced from 3 exons. Gene Ontology annotation, molecular function: gap junction channel activity. The coding region runs from base 871 to 2199 and encodes 442 amino acids. Gene Ontology annotation, cellular component: gap junction; plasma membrane. The record is from RefSeq and is a predicted model, not a curated record.